AUGGGUAUCUUUGAUGCAACAUCUCUCGCUCUUACAACAACAAUUUUACAAGAAAUAAAUUUAGUUGUACUGACAAUUUCUUCUUUGAUUUAUUUAUUUACAAUAUUAUUAAAUAAUACCCUUUGUUCAAAUAGAAUAAAUUUCUUAACAAUAAAUGUUUGUUUAUCAACAAUAACUUAUGCUAUUUAUUGGAGUUUAUUCAUAAUGUUAACAUUUUUACCAAAUUAUUUUCAAAUGUCUAGUAAAGUGCCCAUGCCACAAAUAUAUCAAAAUCAUCUUGUUUGUCUUGGUGCCGAUCGUAGUAUAUUUAUAAACAGUUAUACAUUCAUAACACUUGUUCUAUGUCCAUUAAUACUUAUGUGUUCAAGUAAUAUAAGUGUUUUCAUUUUGGCUGUAAGACCCCGUGUUCGAAUAAAUACAAAUCAAAAUCAAAUUGAAACAAUGAGCAGAGUUUUAUGUCAAACUAACGCUCACAUUCGAGUACAGACGAAUUCAUUUGAAUUACUUGAUGAUAAUCAAACUGAAGAAAGAAUAGAUAGAAUUGAUUUCAAACGUGUUUCGAAACGUGAUAUAAAAAUUUUAUUAAAUAUGGGAUUAAUGCUUGGAAUAUUUCUCCUUGGAUGGACAUCAGUUUAUUUUUUACUGGUAAUUGCUCCAUCAUCUCUUUCAAAUCGAUCUUUUCUUUUAUAUAUUCUUGGUUCUUUUCCAUCAUAUUCUCUUCUUUUAAAUAUCAUUUUACUUUAUCGUUAUAAUCAUCCUUUAAGAAAACAUAUUAUUAUGAAAUUUACAAAUAAAUAUAGACAAUUCGUUCAAAUGCUCCAAUGA
Molecule: messenger RNA, 825 nt
Organism: Rotaria sp. Silwood2
Lineage: Eukaryota; Metazoa; Rotifera; Eurotatoria; Philodinida; Philodinidae
Source: the annotation of a GenBank genome assembly